AUGAAAGCUAUAGGUUUUAUGAGAUCAGUAUUCCAGUUUAAAAAUGGUACACCAAGACAAUCUUUUAUUUGUCCCCAGGCUCGGGGCAGUAUUACUAUAGAUAAAACAGUUUAUAACAAUCCACAUCAUAGUUUAGAGGGUUUACAAGAAUACUCACAUGUUUGGAUACUGUUCAUUUUCAAUCAAAAUAACAGUACAUUUAAUCGAGCUAAAGUUCGGCCUCCGCGAUUGGGAGGAGAAAAGCUGGGGAUAUUCGCCACACGUUCACCUUAUAGAUUUAAUCCCAUUGGUCUUACACUGGCUAAACUGGACGAGGUCAAAGAUGACACACUCUAUGUAUCUGGUAUUGAUAUAUUAGAUGGUACACCAAUAGUAGAUAUUAAACCUUAUAUACCAGACUAUGAUAACCCUAACCUACAUCAACCUGAAAAUAUCUUACACCAGUCUGGAAAUGAUCCACAGUUGGAGGCAAAUGUUAUUUUAAACAACCCAGAGAAUGCCGUAGAACAGACUGAAGUAUGUCAAAAUAUUUUGAAUCCAAAUACAGGUGAAAAAACAGUUGCCAGUUCCCAGUGUGAAAAUGAGCAGAGCUCUAAAGAUUUAAUGAAAGAAGUCCUAACUUAUAAUGUACAAACUCAAACUCAGUCUUCAGAAGACAUAGAUCCUCAAACAAAGUGUAACUGCCAAUGUCACAGUGAAAGAGAUUCUUUAGAAGCACAUGAAGUAGUUGACUGUGAGGAGGAGGUAACUCCUUCAAUCUUAAAUAAUCAGACCACAAUUAAAACAGCUAAAUGGUUAGAUAGUAAAAGACAUGACAAACUCACUGUUCACUUUACAGAAAAUUCCUUAAAUCAAAUGAACAGUUUUUCUAAGGAUGCCAGUUCAGAGAAAUUCAGGUUGAAAUAUCUUGUGGACUCUACAGAAUUAAGAAAUUCUAUUCAAAUAGUGUUAGAAAAUGACCCCAGGUCAAUUUACCGAAAACAGAAUCCUCAUGGCCAGCUGUAUGCUUUUACUGUAGAUGUAGUGGACAUUACUUGUUGGAUUGAUGGGAACAAGGUAGAGGUUCUCAGAGUCAGACCUAUCUCUGAGUUUAUUCAGUCAAAAAUAAAAUAA
This is a messenger RNA of Lottia gigantea (owl limpet), 1113 nucleotides long. RefSeq lists its product as hypothetical. The transcript has 4 exons. The coding region runs from base 1 to 1113 and encodes 370 amino acids. NCBI's taxonomy places the organism in Eukaryota, Metazoa, Mollusca, Gastropoda, Lottiidae. The record is from RefSeq and is a predicted model, not a curated record.